Heterostelium album PN500 is the source of this 2100-nucleotide messenger RNA. RefSeq lists its product as uncharacterized. Bases 1 to 2100 code for a protein of 699 amino acids. The transcript has 3 exons. The record is from RefSeq and is a predicted model, not a curated record. NCBI's taxonomy places the organism in Eukaryota, Evosea, Eumycetozoa, Acytosteliales, Acytosteliaceae. Gene Ontology annotation, molecular function: protein binding.
AUGAAAAUGUUACAAACUGAAUUAUCAAAUAAUAAUUCACCCUUUUUGUCGUUUUCAAAUGAUUCAUCGCUUGUGAUUGAUAGUAGUAGCGGUAGUGCAGUGGAUGUUUUGAGAAAUUCGUCAGCGACCACCAUUACAUCGGCAGCAACACUUCUUUCUACGUCAACAUCGGAUCUUCUUUUAAACAGGUCUUCACCACUUCAGGUAUCAACUAGUUCUUCGCCAACAAUAUCGCCGUAUUCUAGUGACUCUACUACUACUACUUUCAAUAGUCAAUCGAUAUUCAAUGAACAAGAACAUUUCGAUUUGGCGAAUCUCUAUAUAAGAUCGACCUGCUACCACCAUGACCAUGAAGGAACGACCAUCGAUCAUAACCAUCGGCAUAUCGACAAUAUCCUAAGUUUAACCAGUAGCAUCGGUAUCGAUAUCGACAUCGAUGAUGAAUAUGAAUUCUAUUUAGAUAGUCUUUGUUUGAAUAUCGAUCAUCAUAAUCAUCAACAAAUACAACAACAACAACAACAACAACAACAACAACAACAACAACAACAACAACAUCAACAACAUCAACAAUCACCAAACCAAAAAGAAGAGGAAGAACAAUCACCAAUAACAGAUAAACAACUAAGAGAAAAAGAAAAAGAAGUAGAGGAAGAAGAAUCAGAUAUAAUAUCAAACCUACCAUAUGAAUUAGUGUUAUAUUUUCUUUCAUUUCUAUAUCCUCUCGAUGUGAUUAGAAAUGUUAGUCUGGUGUGUAAAUACUUUUAUAGGUGCUCUCGAAGUAAUUGUCUUUGGCGUGAUCUGAUCUACAAUGAAUAUGUAAACAGCAGAAAUCAACAAAACAAACAACAACAGCAGGUUAUUAAUCUACUGAAUUGUUGUAGACAUGAUGGUCGUGCCAAUGGUAACAGCUUGGCAACCAACCAACAACAUCCUGACACCAUAGAUUGGUAUAGUUAUUAUUCUGAAAAAACAAUGUUAAGAAAAUCUGUAAAUUAUAUUAAAUGGAAAUCAAUACAAUAUCAUGAGCAACAUCAUGAAAAAUCAAGUCGGUAUCGACACACUGCAACAACUAUAACCGAUAGUAAAGGAAAGAAGAUGAUAUUAUUACUUGGUGGAAUAUCAACAAAUCCUCAACAACAACAACAACAUAAUCAUAAUCAUCAACAAUAUUCACAUUCUGAUAUAAAUAUAAUCGAUCCGGAUUCAUGUAAUAUAAUUUGCCCAACUAUCAAUAUUGAAAACCGAUUGAAUCAGACCGUCGAUUUGGGAUUCGGAAUCAGUCGGCACACUGCCAACUACAUCGAUGCACUCUGUAGUGUAUUCGUGUUUGGUGGAACGCGAACCGAUUUCGUGAGUGGCGUUUCCAAGAAAUCGAACCAACUCAACCAGAUUAUCAUUGGCAAUCAAUUCAAACAAGUGAAAUGGUUGACCGUUGAGAUGUCCUCUGCUGACGACUCCUGUGCUGUUGUGGUGCCACCGGCUCGAUCCGACCAUUCCUCGUGUGUAAUCGGCAGCACACUCUAUAUAUUUGGUGGUUCCGACGAGCGUGUACAGCCACUAAACGACCUCUACUGUUUUCAAGCCGAUCGACCAACAGCGGGUUGGACGAAACUAGAGACCAGCGGCGCCAUUCCAUCGGCGCGCUCCGGACACUCGAUGUUGGCGGUUGGCAACCGGUCGAUCUAUGUGUAUGGUGGCGGUGUUUGGGAUCACAAAAAGUGUUGGGUCAAUCGCAACAGUCAGCUAUUCCACCUGGACACCCAGACCUUGGUGUGGACCGAGAUCAAAUGUCUCAGGCCACCCUCGAUCUCCACGUUCUCAUCGAUCUUCUCAGUUGGCUAUCAUCUAUUCGUAUUGUUUGGUGGCGGCUACGACGGUUUAGUUACUAACGGUGGCUACUACUUUGACACGAUCGAAAACGUUUGGUAUCCACUCAAGUCGAAAGACACACCGACACCAAAGAACUCAUCGGCACUCUGUAUUGUAGGUGCAUCUACUAUCUUUUUUAUUGGUGGUGAAAAGAGAAGAUCCACUUCAAUUCAAAUAUUAGAAAUGUUAUAUACCCAUUCUUUAGCUAGUGCACCAAUCAUUUUUGCUUAG